UCCACUCUUGCACGUGGCAGCUAAAGGGAGGAAUGUCAGCGGGUUCCGAGAGUGGGGAUUUCAUGCAAGUCCUUGCAGCUAGCCCCAGCUGAGGAUCUGCCUCAUAAACGGGGCUUUUACAGAGUUGCUCAUCUUGAAAGUAUCCUCCGACCAUCAUCUGAUCAGUUCCCGAUCCUCAGGACACGGACCGAGACACCGGAGCCCACGUUUUGCCCAGGGAGCUCAGCUGAGCGUGUUUGGGAGGUUCUGGCUCUUGGGCUGUGCUGGUAGCACAGCACACACCCAGGCCUAACGCAAAAUGUGUUUAAGAGCACUCUGAAGAAGCCAGACAGGGAUGCACAGAGAGGGAAGAGCCUUUUUCUUUCACCUUGUGCAGAAACGUGCAUAAAAUCGCGCUGUAAUCAGAUAAAUCAUUGCUGUCUGCUGACAGUGGAUCCCAACCAGGUUCAGCGCUAGCGAGCUAUAAUGUGGAUAUUUUGUUAACAUUGCCUAGAUACUCACCUUCCUCUGGGCACAUAAGCGCCUCGAUUCAAAGUAUUUGGGUGUGCCUUUUGCUAUGCAAUGGUAACGUGUUCUCUACAUCAGUUUCUUGCAAGUUUCUCAGUUGUUAGUGCUCUAAAGCUACAGCAGCGGCUUGAAAACAAGUGUGCAGGUUUGUGGAAAGUCCUCUGUCCUUCGGGAAGCUGGCUCCACUUGUGAGUUUUCGUGGUUGCAAUUAAACGCAAGAUGUUAUUUAAAAUCGAGGAUAUGAAAUGAGGAGUAUUUAAGUGCAGCUUUCAACACAGAUAUGUUAUUCCCCCUUCCCCCACCCCCUGAAGAUAAAGCCUUACUUUAAGCAUUCAUCGUUUGGAUGUGUCUGAUGACGAUGGAGCUGGAUGAUGAGAGGUCACGGAGUUGAUGCGGAGCUGCUGGGAGUCGGGAUCUGCCCGGACCACAAUGCCCUGCCCUGCCCCUGGCCUUGGGAAGCUGUGAGCUGCUCAUGUCCAUAAGGAGGAAGGAUGGCUCAUGGAAUUCCUUCACAAGGCAAAGUUACCAUAACGGUGGAUGAGUACAGCUCCAACCCAACGCAGGCGUUCACACACUACAACAUCAACCAGAGCCGCUUCCAGCCUCCCCACGUGCAUAUGGUCGACCCUAUCCCAUAUGACACUCCAAAACCAGCGGGCCACACGCGCUUUGUCUGCGUCUCAGACACGCACUCCAGAACAGAUGGCAUCCAGAUGCCCUAUGGGGACAUCCUGCUCCACACGGGCGAUUUCACCGAGCUGGGACUGCCCUCUGAGGUUAAGAAGUUUAAUGACUGGUUAGGAAACCUACCAUAUGAAUAUAAAAUAGUGAUUGCUGGGAAUCAUGAACUGACAUUUGAUAAGGAAUUCAUGGCAGACCUUGUUAAACAAGAUUACUACCGCUUUCCCUCUGUGUCCAAAUUGAAACCAGAGGACUUUGACAAUGUUCAGUCACUCCUGACAAAUAGUAUUUACUUACAAGAUUCAGAGGUAACAGUUAAAGGAUUCCGAAUAUAUGGUGCCCCGUGGACACCCUGGUUUAAUGGAUGGGGCUUUAAUCUGCCCAGAGGUCAGUCUUUGCUAGACAAGUGGAACCUUAUUCCUGAGGGAAUUGAUAUACUAAUGACACAUGGACCUCCCCUUGGUUUCCGAGACUGGGUUCCCAAGGAGCUGCAGAGAGUGGGCUGUGUGGAGCUGCUGAACACGGUGCAGAGGAGGGUCAGGCCCAAACUCCACGUCUUUGGUGGGAUUCAUGAAGGUUAUGGGAUCAUGACAGAUGGCUACACCACCUACAUCAACGCCUCCACCUGCACAGUCAGCUUCCAGCCCACCAACCCUCCCAUCAUCUUCGACCUUCCCACCCCUCAAGGAUCCUGAAGCACUACUGGGGAAGGUCUAGAA
Molecule: messenger RNA, 1907 nt
Organism: Lonchura striata (white-rumped munia)
Lineage: Eukaryota; Metazoa; Chordata; Aves; Passeriformes; Estrildidae
Source: RefSeq, a predicted model, not a curated record